AUGAAGCACGAGCUUCAUAACUUCACUAUGACCGCUCCGUCAUCAACAACUGAAUACAACGACAACAUCGCAGACAACGGUACCCUGGAUUGGUCAAACGAUACGCUGUGGUUCCAUCCACCCGAUCCACCACCCAUGAUGGUUUGGUUGCCCACUGUCAUUGUAUACGCCAUCACGUUCUUCGUAGGCUUAACGGGUAAUGUUCUGGUCCUAUUUUCCAUCCAGAGAUGUCGUCGUCUACAGAACGUCACCAAUACAUUCUUGGCUAGCUUGGCAACCGCCGAUCUUAUUCUUAUCGUUAUAGUGAUACCGUUCCAGACACCGACGUAUUUUCAGUGGAGAUGGGAACUGGGAGAAUUCAUGUGCAAGGCGUUGUCGUAUUUAACUCUUCUAUCCAGCUCGUGUUCUGUAUUUAUGUUGACAGCAAUGAGCGUAGAAAGAUAUUUGGUGAUUGUACAUCCUUUGUUAGCCAAGUCUAUGAUCACGAUGGGAAGAACCCGCAAAGUCAUUGUUGGUGUAUGGUUGGUAGCUAUAAUAUAUAGCGUACCUCCUCUAUAUUUCAAGAAACAGUUGUCAUGGGACUUUCCAAACUUCACAGUCUACCAUACAUGUACUACCAUAUGGCCAAGUGACGUGUGGGGCAAAGCAUACUCUUUGUAUCUACUCUUUGGAAUGUAUAUCAUUCCCUUCUUGGUCAUGUAUUUCUGUUACGCAAGGAUCAUCCACGAACUGUGGCGUAGCACCCUCAUUUCUCGAAAGAUGCAGAACAUGCCAGAGAAUUACAAGCUGUGUUCGAAACAGAACGGGGGAGGGGAGAGCAGAUAUCUCACUGUUCCGGAAGAGUCUAGUUUGGGUCUCGGUGCGAAAAGCGCAAAGAAUAAACAAAGAAGGUUUAAGAAAAAGUAUAACAGCGAGCAUGCACGGAAACAGCUCAUUUGGAUGCUGCUAUUAGUGGUGUUGCUGUUCAUGAUUUGUUGGGGUCCGCUCCUGUGGUUGAUAUGUCUCAUAGAGUUCGGCUACAUACCUAGAUACAGUCACUUCAAAACUUAUCUGGCCAUUGCGUUCAAUCUCCUUUCUUACCUGAACAGUUGCAUGAACCCUAUAUGCUACGCCUUCAUCUCGCGCACAUUUCGGAAUUGCUUCUUCUGGGCGAUCAAGACGUGCUGCAGAGUUAGUGGUACCCAGGACACCCACCGACCCUCUGCGACCAGUAGCAUCAUUAGCAAAGGUGUGUCGUCCGUGUAUACUCGCGCACUGAUAGAGCGUUCAUCUUUGGCUGACAUCGCUACCGAUGCUGCUACAACAUCUAAGCACGUAUUAGAUACGAACAAAACACUUAGAGCAAGUUUCACCUCGGCUCAUCGUGCACAAAGUACUAUAUAG
Molecule: messenger RNA, 1383 nt
Organism: Saccoglossus kowalevskii
Lineage: Eukaryota; Metazoa; Hemichordata; Enteropneusta; Harrimaniidae
Product: cholecystokinin receptor-like
Biological process (GO): G protein-coupled receptor signaling pathway
Cellular component (GO): plasma membrane
Molecular function (GO): G protein-coupled receptor activity
Source: RefSeq, a predicted model, not a curated record